UGCAAAGGAGGAGGGGGUGCAGUCAAAGAGGAGGGGACUAAAAUAUCCUAAAAGUUUGCAUCUAUAAUUGGCACUGCUUUUUAUGUGAGAGUGCAGAAUGCACCACGAAAGCCAACCCCCCACCCACCGCCAUCACUGCUGCCACCUUCCCCUGUCCCCUCCUACUGUGUGCAGACCUUCACAAGCUGCCUUCAACUCAUCUCAUCUGCACACUGGAUUUUGCACUCUGGAUUAUUUUCACCCCAUGUUGUGCCUCUUUAGAGCAGUUUGGGUGAAGAUGCUGAGGAGCUGCUGAUACGGGCGCUGAUAGGGGCUGGAGGCAGGUGGGCGCCAAACCUCCAGAGACGCUGAUUAACAGGUCAUAGAAACCAAAGAGUUGGAUGGUGGUUUUAAACUAGGAAGAACUGACCCGAAUCAAGACCAAUAUGGAAUUCCGACUGGGAUUUAGAAUCUUCUUGGUCUUGGUCAUCCUGACUCUUUCAAGGGAGAAUGUGGAUGCUCAGAGGGCAGGGUGCAAAAACGUCCAUUAUGACCUAGCAUUCAUCCUGGAUACCUCGUCAAGUGUAGGCAAGGAGAACUUCGAGAAGAUCAGGCAAUGGGUGGCCAACCUCGUGGAGUCCUUUGAUCUGGCACCAGAUAAGACUCGAGUGGCUGUUGUACGCUACAGCGACCGGCCCACCACAGAAUUUAACCUGGCGAGAUACAGGACCCUGGAAGACGUGAAGCAGGCUGCCAGAAACAUACGCUACCUUGGAGGGAAUACAAUGACCGGGGACGCUAUUAGCUACACCACCGACAACAUCUUCUUGGAGCGAAAUGGGGCCAGGCCAUUGGGAGCCAAGGGCAUCCAACGGGUGGCUAUUCUGCUCACCGAUGGCCGGAGUCAGGAUUACGUUCUUGAGCCGUCCAAGUUGGCUGCCAGAGCUGGCAUCAGGAUGUUUGCAGUGGGCAUCGGCGAGGCGCUGAAGGUGGAGCUGGAAGAGAUCGCGGCUGAACCAAAGAACGCUCACGUCUUCCACGUGACGGACUUUAACGCCAUCGAUAAGAUCCGAGGUCGGCUCAGGAGGAGGCUCUGUGAGAAUGUGCUGUGUCCAAAUAUGAAGGUGCAACCUGAUCGCUUUCAACCAAGCAGUACCAGCUAUGGCCUGCAGAAGGUUCCUGGAUUUGACCUGAUGGAGUACUUCAGUGUCAAAGACAUUCUGGGGAGCAGACUUGAUGAGGGCCAAAGUGCCUACGUCCGUCUUGGCACCAUGCCAAUUGUGCAGCAGACUGAAGACGUGUUCCCCCAGGGCUUGCCGGAUGAAUACGCCUUUGUCACCACGUUUAAAUUCAGGAAAACCUCAAGGCGAGAAGAUUGGUACCUUUGGCAGGUUUUUGACAAAUAUGGAAUACCACAGGUGUCCAUCAGGCUGGAUGGCGAGAACAAGGCAGUGGAGUACAAUGCCGUGGGCCUGACCAAGGACGCCGUGCGAGCCGUCUUCAAGAACUCUGAAGUGGACAACCUGUUUGACCGCAACUGGCACAAGAUCGCUCUGAGCGUGGAGGCCAAGAGCGUGUCUCUCUACCUGGACUGUAAGCACAUUCAGACGCUGCCCAUCGAAGACAGGGAGGACAUCGACAUCCAGGGGAAGACGGUCAUUGGGAAGAGGUUGUAUGACAGCGUGCCAAUUGAUUUUGACCUUCAGAGGAUGGUGAUUUACUGUGACUCCAAACAUGCUGAGCUGGAAACCUGCUGUGAUAUACCCAAUGGGCCUUGCCCCCAGAAGGUGGUGACAGAGGCUCCUCCAGUGCCCAUCCCCACCCCCACACCCACUGUGGCCGAGCAACAGCUGGGCCACCAAACCAACUGCUCCUGCCCUGAAGGACAAAAGGGAGCGACUGGAGCACCUGGCUUCGCAGGUCUCAAGGGUGAAAAGGGUGACGCCGGCGCUCGAGGUGUCGCCGGGCUGCAGGGCCUGAUGGGAGAAAAAGGAGAAACUGGCAAAGUAAUCUCUGUCAGAGGUGAGAGAGGGGAGAAGGGUGAUAGAGGCACAGUGGGGCUGACAGGUGCCCCUGGACAGAAGGGAGAGAAGGGAGUCUCUGGUGUUCCUGGUAUUGAUGGACUAUCUGGAGACAAAGGAGACAAAGGGGAGGCAGGACGGGCUGGCACUCCUGGACUUACUGGUCUGACUGGAUCAAAGGGAAUUCAAGGUGAUACAGGAUAUGCAGGGUCACCUGGACCAAAAGGUGUCAGUGGCGACCGGGGAAUAAAGGGUGAAAAGGGAACGACGGGACCCAGCGGGACCGGCGGUUUGGAUGGAUUUCCUGGAAAACCUGGCGUUCCUGGCAAAGAUGGUUUGAGGGGACUGACUGGAUUUCCUGGGGCCAGCGGGGUGAAAGGUGACAAGGGGGAGCAGGGAAUUCCCGGUUUACCUGGUGAUGUGUAUCAACAAGAGGGCCUGAGAGGAGAAAAGGGCGUUGGAGGACCUCCUGGGCCGCCAGGUGCUGAUGGCCCACCAGGACCACCUGGUCCUCCUGGUCUUCAGGGUCUACCAGGGGAGCCUGGAGAGUUUGGCCAAAGGGGAAAGAAAGGUGAAAGUGGAUUACCUGGAGUUGAUGGACUUCCAGGACCUCCUGGUCCUUCAGGUCCAGCGGGACCACCAGGGAAGACGGGUCACACCGGACCACCUGGUCUGCCGGGUGAAAUUGGAUUUUCAGGCAAACCUGGCGAGCCUGGAAAACCUGGUGUUCCUGGUAAAGACGGACUGGAUGGUCUUCCUGGUAAUGAUGGACCCAUGGGUCCGAGAGGAGAGCGUGCAACAGAUGGUUUUCCUGGCAAGCCUGGACCAAAGGGUGAUGAUGGGCCUCCUGGACCAAGAGGACCUCCUGGGGAGCGAGGAGAGGCUGGUGCUCCUGGUCAAUCAGGUGUUGACGGAGCAAGAGGAGAGAGGGGGUCUCCGGGGGAAAGAGGACAGGAGGGACCAUUUGGGCCAAAAGGUGAAAAGGGUGACAAGGGUGAAAUAGGAGCCAGGGGGCCACCUGGUAUUGCUGGAGAUGUAGCAAGUGUAAUCCCUGAGCCGGGAGAACCUGGAAAACCAGGAGAAAAGGGAGAGAAAGGAGACCAAGGACAUGCUGGAGAAAUGGGCCCUCGAGGAUUACCUGGUGAACAAGGCUUCAAGGGUCCACCUGGAGCAGCGGGUCCUAAAGGGGACACAGGCCCUCAAGGAGAGACCGGACGUGUUGGAGACCCAGGCCCUCCAGGUGUAGCUGGUCCUCAGGGGCUCCGAGGACUACCAGGCCAUGCGGGAAUACCGGGCAUCAUUGGGCCCCCUGGUGUUGCAGGAGAGAGAGGAGACAAGGGCGAAUCAGGCAAACCAGGACAAGCGGGUCAACGAGGUCCAGCUGGAGAACCUGGUUUGAUUGGACCUCCUGGACCGACAGGGAAGGGAAAAGAUGGCCUAUCAGGUGAACCAGGACCUCGGGGAAAUGAAGGACCCCCAGGACCAAAGGGCCCACCGGGAUCAGUUGGGGAGCCAGGGCCACAAGGGGACAGGGGCUCUCCAGGUGAAGGCAAAGUGGGACCUCAAGGGCCUCCUGGAAAUAAUGGAGAUCCUGGAACUCCUGGCUUGAGGGGUCUGCCUGGUGUUGCUGGUCCUCAAGGCCCUGCAGGACAUAAUGGUCUGCCUGGAAGGCCUGGGGAGAAAGGAUCAGCUGGAGAGCCUGGAAAAGCAGCGGACCUUUCUGACUUAAAACUGAAAGACAUCUGUUCAGACUGCCCGGCAGGUCCACCUGGACCACCUGGAAUCCCAGGACUCUCAGGCGAUAAAGGACUCCAGGGAGCUCCUGGGAAAAAUGGCCAAGACGGCUACCAAGGCUCGCCGGGACUACCUGGACCUCAAGGACCUCCUGGAACUGACGGAGGAAAGGGACUCAAAGGCGAUCGUGGAACUUCUGGAGCCCCAGGAGAUAAAGGAGAAAAGGGUCAUCCUGGACCUCCUGGCCACCCUGGUCCUGCUGGGAUGAUGGGCUCAGCUGGUAACGAUGGACAACCUGGUCCUGCUGGUCCCCCAGGACCACCUGGAGAAAAGGGCAAAGAAGGUCUUAAAGGGAUCCAGGGACCUCCAGGUCUUCCUGGCCUGACAGGUCCACUUGGCAAGACGGGCAAGGAUGGCCAACAAGGUGAAGCAGGAGAACCAGGCAAGCAAGGUGAACCUGGACCACCUGGAAACUCUGGACAACGAGGACUUCCAGGCUUCAAGGGUCACAGAGGAGAACCUGGUAGUCAGGGGUCAAAGGGAGAAGAUGGAAAGCCUGGACCACCUGGGCGGGAAGGCAAACCCGGAAAGGAGGGUCUAAAGGGGCCUCCAGGACCAGAAGGUCUUCUUGGACCAAGAGGAGAGCCAGGCAAACAAGGAGAGCCGGGGCCAUCAGGCAAAGGAGGAAUCCCUGGAACACCCGGUCUUAGGGGGGACAAGGGAGAACCUGGCAACCCUGGAUUACCAGGAUUCAGUGGGCCUAAAGGUCCUGCAGGUCCACCUGGUCCAGUUGGUCCUGAAGGGAAACAGGGAAUGCCAGGCAGGGUGGGCGACCGUGGCCUGAAAGGAGAGAAGGGCGACACGGGCAUCAAAGGAGACAAAGGACAAUCAGGAGAACCAGGUAUGCCAGGAAAUCCGGGACCACCUGGCCGGAAGGGACACACUGGAAUGAUGGGCAUGUCAGGACCACCAGGAGAAUUAGGAUCUCCUGGUCCUCAAGGACCUUCUGGAAACCCCGGAAUGCCAGGACCGAGGGGCGAGUCUGCUUCAGUGGAGCUGAUGAGACGUCUCAUUCAGGAGGAACUCAGUAAACAACUGGAUGCCAAGCUGGCCUACAUCACAGCUCAGAUGCAGCCAGCGCACGUCAAAAGUUCAGCAGGACGUCCGGGACCACCGGGUCCCUCUGGUAAGGACGGCAGUCCUGGACGACCUGGGCCACCUGGAGAACCUGGCAUGCCGGGACUGAACGGCGGAGAAGGAUCACGGGGACCCAUGGGACCUAAAGGUGAAAAGGGGGCUGCAGGAGAAAAGGGAGAAGCAGGUGUGGGUGAAAGAGGCGAACAUGGUGCUCCCGGUCCAAUAGGUCCAGCCGGUAUUCCAGGCUACGGUAAAGACGGAAGCCCGGGACAAGCCGGAGCCCAAGGAGAACCAGGUAACCCCGGUCCUCACGGUCAACCAGGACCUGCAGGGCCUCCUGGCCAGUGUGACCCCUCACAGUGUGCCUACUAUGCCAGCCUGGCCAACAGACCUCACAGCAAGAACGUCAAAGGGACCUAAAGAGUUGUAUUUAUGAACAUUGUCUCAAUCCAGGACUUUUUCUUUUUUUGGAGGACUGACGGUCAUUCUUUUUGUUUUCUGCUAUGAAGCUUGUUGGAUCUGACUUUUUCAGGAGAGCAGCUAAGUAUUUCUUCCUGACUUGCAUGCUUGCUGUAAGACUCAUGGGAGACAAGGCGCUCCCUCCAGGUAAACUCAAGCAUAUUUUACCUAGUGCAAUUAUUUCAGGCAAGUGAUGUUGAUUAGAUUUGUGCUUCUCGUGCUCUCAUUGGCCAAAAACUUUGAAAUAUCAUUUUAAUUAGGGAAUAAACCAAAGUAGCUCACCUCUCCUCCCAACUCCUUGAUUUGAGCUUUUCUACCUCAAAAAGUCCUUAAAAAAACAAAUCAAUUUAAAAUAAGUGUUGCACAGAAUUGAAGAUGAAUGACUUGCUUUGUCUGCAUCAAGUCAUUUGGAUUGUCAUAUAGAAGCUAUUUUUAUAGUAUUUUAUUAGGACUUUGAAGUGUUUUUACUUAUUACAAAGUUAAGGGCCACCCUUUCCUCACCCGCUGUGCGUAAAUAGGGCCCCGUCAUCUGUGGGAGCCCCUCUUUUGCUUGUAAAAUGUCAAUGAAUGACGAAAUGAAAUUUUACCUUAAAUAUAUUCCUAGCCCCUUCCUGCUCAGUAGCUGAUAAAAUGGCAAAAUUCCCCUAAAAGUUGUCAUUGUCCCCAACAGUGCUGUUACUGGUCCAGUUUCAGGAAGGUUUCAAAUUAAUGUUUGAAUUGUGUUUAUUUUCCAUAAAUUAUUGGACAAUGUAUUUCCUAUGAAUUGUUAUAUUACACAACCUGCAUAAAGUUAAAGUCAAGUUUUAUCAUGAUUCCCGAGCGUGGCCACUGCUGUUGCUCACUGCUCCUCUCACCUCCUAGGAGGCAUACUUGCCAACCCUCCCGAUUUUUUCCGGGAGACUCCCGAAAUUCGGUGCCCCUCCCGAAAAUCUCCCGGAGCAACCAUUCUCCCGAAUUUCUCCCAAUUUCCACGCAGACAUCAAUAUUGGGGGCGUGUCUUUGGCGUCCCCUUCAACCUGUCGUCGUGUCCGCUUUCCCUCCCUUCAAACAGCGUGCCGGCCCAGUCACUUAGUAUAUGCGGCUUACAUAUACACACACAUGUGAAUGCAAGGCAUACUUGGUCAACAACCAUCUCCCGAAUUAGGUGUCAAGGUUGGCAAGUACGCCUCGGGGGUGAACAUAGGGAUGGGUCAAAUGCAGGGGACAAUUUCACCACAAGUCGUGGGUGUGUGACUAUCGUUGGGACUUUAACUUUUAUCAAAAACAUAUUCAAAUAAUUUCACAAAUAGAAAUGUGAAUUUUUUCUUUUUUCUUCUUCUUUGGUCUCCACAUUAUGCUAAGAUCCCCGAUUUAGAAAGAAAAUAGUUGCCAAUAAGUCAAUCCUAUACAAACUCUCAGUAUACAUUCUGUAAAGCUAUUACUUUUAUCAAUAUAAAUAUUAAUUAUUCAUGAAGUUUAGUUACCUUGGCUGGUUAGGUCCUGAAUGUCAAACUGUGGUACGCGGGAACAUAACAUAUCAUCCCAAAAAUACAAAUAUAUGAUCGCUAAAAUAGGAAUGAUUAACUUCGCUGCAACACCUUUUGGAAGCUACCGUAUUUCCUUGAAUUGCCGCCGAGGCGCUAAUUAAUUAAAAGGCAUGCGGUAAAUUUAGGUCUGCGCUUAUAAAUUUGAAUGUGAUGUAAGGAUACCAUCAUGAAAAGCACAUUUAAUUAAAAAAAACGUUAUUAUGGUCUUACCUCUACUUAUAAAUGAAGUCCAUGCGCAGCUCCUUCUGAUCAAAAGCAUCGAUAACUUGUUUAUAGAAGUCUUCCUUAUCUUUCUUCAGUUUUAAAAGUCUCUCUGUCUCGAUGGACAUCGUCCUUUAUUACUUCCUGCUUCGAUUUAAAGUCCAGUUUAGAGAACUGUUUUAUUUUAGAUAUGUAAUCCUUCGUGUUAAAAGUGCAAGCGAGAGGAAAAAAUAAACGAUUGCUGCUUGUUGUCACUUCUUCUGCAGCCGAGUAGUCUCAAGAAGGAUCACUAGCGCCCUCUACCACCAGGAGGCGGGAGUCAUUUAAUGACUCAUAUUUGACACACGCAGCUACGGUAUAUUAAUAAAACUUAGCUGCUUACUGUUCUUUUUAGCAUAUUCAAUAGCUUGGACCUUAAAUCCUCCUGAAUAGCUCUUAAUCUUCUUCCCUUUUUGCAAUUUCAAAUUAUUGAAAUCAGCCUCCUCCAUUUUGAAAAUGAUGACAGGUGAAGUGUCACUCGUGACGUGACGAGUUUGACCCGGCGCUAAUCCUGAGCCGGCGGUAAUGCUAAGCAUGCGCUAAUUAUUUUGCGAAACGAGUUUGACCCGGCAGUAAUUCUAGGCAGGCGCAUACUAUAUACCCGGCGGCAAUUCAAGGAAAUACGGUAUAUGAUCGCUAAAAUAGGAAUGUUUAACUUCGCUGCAACACCUUUUGGAAGCUAAUUUGAGGUAGCAAAUAUGGUGGUACAUGCCGUGCCAUGGUCUUAUCGAAUUGUUUCCACGGUCCCCUUAAUCCUGACUAAUGUACGAUCAAAUGGUGCUAAAGUGUGUGCGUAUUGUCAAGUAUGUACUGUAACUAUAAAGACUGGAAUAAAUCCAUCUCAAACCACAACUUUA
Molecule: messenger RNA, 7953 nt
Organism: Nerophis ophidion (straightnose pipefish)
Lineage: Eukaryota; Metazoa; Chordata; Actinopteri; Syngnathiformes; Syngnathidae
Gene: col22a1
Product: collagen, type XXII, alpha 1
Exons: 65
Coding region: 426-5291 (1621 amino acids)
Source: RefSeq, a predicted model, not a curated record